UGAAACCACUUGCUGCACAAUACUGAUUCUGCAUUAGUGUCACCAAGCACCAUCUGUUCCGUUAUUGAGAAGUUCCCCUCCUUCCCUGGCACAUUUUAUUGAAGAUCAGAUACAAUCCGGAUAUUGCUUGCUCAGUGGCUUCCUGUGGGAAAGGAACUUUAGAACAGGAAAAUCAAGAUAACUGUGUUUAAAGAGAUGGGCAGGGUGUUAGUUCAUAUGAUAUUUCGAUUGUGUAUUCCUGCACAUCAGGGGAUUGGACUGGAUGGACCUUUUGGUCUCUUCCAACUCAAUGAUUCCUUUUUUAAAAACUAUGAUUCUAUGAUGCCAAAAUCCUUAGGGCUGCCUCCUUUCAAGGAAAGAGAACUUGUCUCUUAGGAGUCCCAUCUGUGUAUGAGGUUUUCUGUGAUUCUUUGUUUUCUGAGCAGUACUUUUUCUUCCUUCCAGGCAGUGAUAGGCAACUGAAACAGGAUAAUGGGAAACCAUGCCAAGCAUUGAUGCAAAGAGACCAGAGCAAACAGGUAGAAAUGAAGGAAGGAAAAAAUAACGCCAGAAACAAGGGGAGAACCACACACAAUUCUCAAAAAGGUGAUGUUUCUGGAACCUCAAUUGAAGGAAGAAUACAGAAACAAAACAAAAGGAGUAAAUAUCUUUGUCUUGCACAUGACAGAAGUUGCAGCUUUAAAAGACGUCAUAUUCUUCACAGGAGAAUUCAGACUAAAGAGAAAUCAUUCAAAGGUGGUGAGUGUAGCAGCUCCAGUUUUAUCUCACUUAAAACUAUUUACAGAAGAAUGAGGCCAUUCAAGUGUUUGGAGUGUGGAAAAGGUUUCACUCAGAAGAUAGACCUCACUCAUCACCAAGCAACUCACACAGGAGUGAAACCAUUUAAAUGUCUGGAGUGUGGGAAAGGCUUCACUCAGAAGAUAAGUCUCACUCGCCAUCAAGCAACUCACACAGGAGAGAAACCAUUUAAAUGUCUGGAGUGUGGAAAAAGUUAUAUUGAGAAGGCACAGCUCACCUAUCAUCAAAAAACUCACACAGGAGAGAAAUCAUUUAAAUGCUUGGAGUGUGGGAAAGGCUUCACUCGGAAGACACACCUCAUUUGUCAUCAAGCAAUUCAUACAGGAGAGAAACCAUUUAAAUGUCUUCAGUGUGGGAAAUGUUUCACUCAAAAGACAGACCUCACUCGUCACCAAACAACUCACACAGGAGAGAAACCAUUUAAAUGCCUGGAGUGUGGGAAAAACUUCACUCAGAAGGCAAAUCUCACUCGCCACCAAACAACGCACACAGGAGAGAAACCAUUUAAAUGUCUGGAGUGUGGAAAAGGUUUCAUUGGGAAGACACAGCUCACCUAUCAUCAAAAAACUCACACAGGAGAGAAACCAUUUAAAUGCCUGGAGUGUGGGAAAGGCGUCUCUCGGAAGACACAGCUCACCUAUCAUCAAAAAACUCACACAGGAGAGAAACCAUUUAAAUGUCUGGAGUGUGGAAAAGGUUUCAUUGGGAAGACACAGCUCACCUAUCAUCAAAAAACUCACACAGGAGAGAAACCAUUUAAAUGCCUGGAGUGUGGGAAAGGUUUCAUUGGGAAGACACACCUCACCUAUCAUCAAAAAACUCACACAGGAGAGAAACCAUUUAAAUGCCUGGAGUGUGGAAAAGGUUUCAUUGUGAUGACACACCUCACCUAUCAUCAAAAAACGCACACAGGAGAGAAACCAUUUAAAUGCCUGGAGUGUGGGAAAGGCUUCACUCUGAAGACACACCUCACUCGUCACCAAGCAACUCACAUAGGAGAGAAACCAUUUAAAUGUCUGGAGUGUGGAAAAGGUUUCAUUGGGAAGACACACCUCACCUAUCAUCAAAAAACUCACACAGGAGAGAAACCAUUUAAAUGUCUGGAGUGUGAAAAAGGUUUCAUUGGGAAGACACACCUCACCUAUCAUCAAAAAACUCACACAGGACAGAAACCAUUUAAAUGCCUGGAGUGUGGAAAAGGCUUCACUCAAAAGACAGACCUCACUCGUCACCAAGCAAUUCACACAGGAGAGAAACCAUUUAAAUGCCUGGAGUGUGGGAAAGGUUUCUCUCGGAAGACACAGCUCACCUAUCAUCAAAAAACUCACACAGGAGAGAAACCAUUUAAAUGUCUGGAGUGUGGAAAAGAUUUCAUUGGGAAGACACAGCUCACCUAUCAUCAAAAAACUCACACAGGACAGAAACUAUUUAAAUGCUUGGAGUGUGGGAAAGGCUUUGCUCGGAAGACGCACCUCACUCGUCACCAAUCAACUCACACAGGAGAUAAACCAUUUAAAUGCCUGGAUUGUGGGAAAGGCUUUUCUAGGAAGACACACCUCACCUAUCAUCAAAAUACUCACACAGGAGAGAAACCAUUUAAAUGCCUGGAGUGUGGAAAAGGUUUCAUUGGGAAGACACAGCUCAGCUAUCAUCAAAAAACUCACACAGGAGAGAAACCAUUUAAAUGCAUGGAGUGUGGAAAAUGUUUCAUUGGGAAGACACAGCUCACCUGUCAUCAAAAAACGCACACAGGAGAGAAACCAUUUAAAUGCCUGGAGUGUGGGAAAGGCUUCACUCGGAAGUCAGCCCUCACUCGUCAUCAAGCAAUUCACACAGGAGAGAAACCAUUUAAAUGCCUGGAGUGUGGAAGCAGUUAUAUUCAGAAGGCACAUCUCACUAAUCAUUACAAAAACUCACACAGGAGAAAGACUAUUUAAGUGCCUGGAGUGUGAAAAACAUUACAUUCAGAAGAUGCAGGUCACUUAUCAAAAAACUCACAAAGGAAAGAAACCAUUUCAGUCCCUGGUUUGUGGGAAAAGCUUUACUCAGAAGACAAACUUCUGUCAUCAAAAAACCCAAAAUAUGAGAGAAACCUGAAAUGGGGAAAAGGUAUAUGUAGAAGGCAUUCCUCCCUCAUCAAUAAAAAAACCCACACAAGA
Messenger RNA from Sceloporus undulatus (fence lizard), 2957 nucleotides. RefSeq names its product oocyte zinc finger protein XlCOF6-like. NCBI's taxonomy places the organism in Eukaryota, Metazoa, Chordata, Lepidosauria, Squamata, Phrynosomatidae. Gene Ontology annotation, molecular function: DNA-binding transcription factor activity; RNA polymerase II cis-regulatory region sequence-specific DNA binding. Gene Ontology annotation, biological process: regulation of transcription by RNA polymerase II. The transcript has a single exon. The coding region runs from base 495 to 2735 and encodes 746 amino acids. The record is from RefSeq and is a predicted model, not a curated record.